CUCCUUCCCUCUCUGCUUUAUUGCUCUCGUGCUUAUGGCGGCGCCCAGCCAGGACGGGAGGAGAAGGAAGCAGUUUGGGAACCGCUUCCUCACCGAUCCGGCUCGCCUCUUCCAGCACAACGCCUGGGAUAACGUGGAAUGGUCUGAGGAGCAGGAAGCCGCAGCGCAAGCGAAGGUCCAAGAGAACAGCACAGAGUUUGUGCCACAAGAUCAGCAAGAUGCUUAUGAGAUCAGUGCCAGCAAGUAUUGGAAUGACUUUUACAAAACCCACGAAAACGGGUUUUUCAAAGACCGACACUGGCUGUUCACCGAAUUUCCUGAGCUGGCUCCAAACCAGAAUGCCAGUACGGUUGUCAUGUGUGUCUCUGAGGCUGCUGCUGCUGCUGCGAGAAACACAAAAGACUCAGGCCUUCGGGAGUGUUGCAGCGAUAGACUUGGUUCACUGGAGAAUGGGAUCUUGGAGCAUCAGGACUCGGAGAUAAAUAGUUGUAACUUCACUCACCAAAUGCAAACAGAAGUGGCAGCACAGAAACUGGAGGAACAAAAACUAAGAGACUUCCCAGGGUCUUAUGCUACUUACAGAAUACUAGAGGUGGGCUGUGGUGCAGGAAACACUGUUUUCCCCAUCCUCCAAACCAACAACGAUCCGGGCCUGUUUGUAUAUUGCUGUGACUUCUCCAAAACAGCGGUAGAGCUCGUCCAGGGCCAUCCAGAAUAUGACACCUCUCGCUGCUUCGCCUUUGUCCAUGACCUCUGUGAGACUGGGACCCCCUUUCCGAUGCCAGACGAAAGUGUGGACGUUGUGGUUCUCAUCUUCGUCCUUUCCGCUCUUCUCCCGGAAAAGAUGCAGUGUGUAAUCAACAGACUUAGCAAACUUCUGAAACCCGGCGGAAUUAUUUUAUUGCGAGAUUAUGGCCGUUACGAUCUAGCCCAACUCCGCUUUAAAAAAGGUCAGUGUCUGGCUGAUAACUUCUACGUGAGAGGAGAUGGCACCAGAGUUUAUUUUUUCACACAAGAUGAGCUGGAUUUGCUGUUCUCCACAGCAGGCUUGGAGAAAGCCCAGAACAUUGUGGACCGCCGCCUCCAAGUGAACAGAGGGAAACAAAUUACCAUGUACAGAGUCUGGAUCCAGUGUAAAUAUCGCAAGCCAAAGGGCGACAAGGAAUCUCUAGGAGAAAGGAGCGGCUUUCAUCCUAGUGGUUGCACGUAGCGAGACUCGGACCUCUCCCCUGGGCGGCUGCCCCCAUUAUGCUGGGGAACUCACUGCAGACUUAGUACAGCAAACAGGACUGCGUGGUGCUUGUGUUAGAGGAACAAAGUUUACCGGCACCAGCCUCAAUACAGAGCAAAAAAUUUAAAUUUGCAGGGUGGGUGGGGAGAACCUUCUUGAGAUGCCAAGUACCUGCAGUUAACUGUAAUGCAACUUUGUGGCUCACAGGCUCGUCCCUGGGGUCUCACAGUUCCUUGGCCUCCUUUCUGAAUCAGAUGGGUUUAUUCCUGCAAAAACAGCACUCCUUGGUUUUGAUGGUGCCUCCUUCUCCUGCACAGUCCUAGCUGGAGGGGCUGCUUCUGGCCACUUACUUGAGCAGGAAUUCCCUUGCCAAAUGGUCAGCUCUUCGUUUCAGAGCUGAACAAACGUUCCUCAGAUGCAGGAACAUGCAACAGACCAAGGUCUCCCAUGUAUGCAGGUCUGGAUGUUUAACUAAAUCUAAACAAGAUCGACAUGGGUUUCAGAGCAUUGCAUCAAUUUCUGACUGCUUCAAGGAGUUUAUGAUAACCACGACUUCUUAUACCUAC
Lacerta agilis (Sand lizard) is the source of this 1797-nucleotide messenger RNA. Its product is annotated as tRNA N(3)-methylcytidine methyltransferase METTL2-like. Bases 35 to 1210 code for a protein of 391 amino acids. Lineage: Eukaryota; Metazoa; Chordata; Lepidosauria; Squamata; Lacertidae. The transcript is spliced from 9 exons. The record is from RefSeq and is a predicted model, not a curated record. Gene Ontology annotation, molecular function: tRNA (cytidine-N3)-methyltransferase activity.